Molecule: messenger RNA, 671 nt
Organism: Macrosteles quadrilineatus (aster leafhopper)
Lineage: Eukaryota; Metazoa; Arthropoda; Insecta; Hemiptera; Cicadellidae
Exons: 3
Coding region: 110-535 (141 amino acids)
Source: RefSeq, a predicted model, not a curated record
UUGGUUUGGAAGUUAGCUAGCGAGUUACAUAAUAAUUACACAUUACGUACUUUUCUAAAUAUGUAUUAAAUUAAUCUUUAAAUAGAAUUGAAACCCCAUUGAAAUCAAAAUGUCUUUUCUAACAAGGAGUAUAACCAGAAGAGCGACUGUAAUUGCCAGGUUAGGUUUGCGAAAUUACUCAGAACAACCUGACAGAGCCAAACCAGUCAAGUUCUCAACUAGCGAAGCUGCAAACUGGCGAGCAGCGUUCACCAGGAGAGGGACUUCUCACGAUGACACACCUGAGGCACAGACUUACAUCGUCUGUGGAAGUGUCGCUAUUUUCCUCGCAUAUUUCUUCUUUCUGCGGGAGGAAAGCGAUAUCGAUGACAGGUUCGACAUUUUCCAGGACAACCUUUAUGAAAGAGUAGAUGGGCUAGAAGAGGUUAACUUGAGGGUUCAAAAGGAGAGAAUGUUGCAAGCAGGUCUAAGUGUUGUGGAGAUUGAAAAACGAUUGGAGGUUCUUCGGGAAGAGAGAUUGAAGAAUGCGUCGUAGUUGCAGUAUUCAAUAAUCGAUUAGCGAUGUUUUCUUAGUGGUCUCUUUAAGCCAUGUUACAUAAUCAAUGAUAGUUUAAGCUGUUAUUUAUGCACUGUAUUUAUUUUAUUAUUAAAUGUAAAUUAUUAUUUUCAUA